AUGUAAAUUCUAGAACAUUGAAUUACAAAUCUACGGUCACACUACCGCUUGGGAGGAAUUUUUGAAGACGCUGGUUGUUUGAUUUUACGCUCAAACUUGUUUCGAUUUCUACUGCGUAAAUGCUGCCCCACAUACGAAUAUAUUACAGAUAUCGAUAGAGCCGAUGGCUCUGCAGCUAAAAGUUAAUGGAAAGUUCGGGGCCAACCUGAGGAGGACCAUAGGACCACUGGACGAUCCAGAGCAAGUACGCAAAGACCUCGAGAGUGAGCUUCGCAUAACCCGUUUGAAGCAGGUGCGUGAGAAGUCCAACCACCUGGCACGACAGAUACGCGAGGGAGUAGCUGCCGAAAAGCGGCGUCAAAUCGCCAAAUUGGAGCAGGUCAAGCAAAGGGAGCUGAAUGCGUGGCGUGAGCAUGCUUUGGCCAAAAAGCACCAGGACUACCGUUCGGCCGUUUUCCAAGUGGGCGCCGCCCAUCGCGCCGCAAAGGAGGAGAACGAACGCAUGGAGCAGCAGAGGCAAGAGAGAAUCGACAAAAUCCGAAGGUGUCGCCAGCAGGCCUUGAAAAGAUCGGCCAAAGCCAGCGUGGAGUUGCGGGCCACAAACACAAUGAAUUUGAAUGCGGAGGGACGUGCCUCGGCGGGCACACAAACGCCUAUAGUGGAGGACAAAGAAAACCGAAUGGAGAGCGGGUGCAACAAACCCUGUUGCAAGGGCAAGCGCAAAAGGACAACCAGCUGUGGCUGUACCAGCACUGAUGCAGAGGAUGGGAAGGAUGAUGACGCAUCCUCCGAUGACGACUCAUCCAUCCUGAUCAUCGAGAGUCCGACCAGCAACCGGCGUCUCCAGAAAACUACCCCCGUUAUCCUAGACGUGGAAAUCGAGGAAACCAUUUCUGAAACCCACAAGAAUCCCGAGGGUAUGGAUAUAAAUGAUAGGUUCAUACAAACCAACCGCAAAUUCAGCCAUGUGGUCCGACCCAGUGAAGAUGAACCCCAACGCCGGCCGAGAUUUACGCAGAUUAGCGAUUUGGUAAGAAAAACAGAGACCACCGUACGAGCUGGGCCAAGUCAGCAAAGGGAAACAGAUCCUACUCCAUCAGUAUCUGCCCCGCCUAGUCCCACCAAAUCCCUGCCAAGAUCGCCCAGGAAAUGUGUGGAGCGAGAGGAGCCCGUUCCUGCUCCAGCACCCAGAAAAUCACCCACUAAAACAGCUAAAGGAUCCCCCAAGAAAAUAGCUACGGCACCACGUAACCAGCCGACAGUCAAAAGACCGGGCUUAAAAUUAAAUCUAGCUCCUGCGAAGGUAAUAGAUGCGGGAAUACACAGAGGUCAGAAGGCCAAAGCUCCAGCUACGCUGCCCAAAGUAACAGCUAUACAGAAACCAGCUGGGGAACCUCCUCGAAACCUUCAACCGAUUCCAGAACAGGCUAUGCCAGCCAUGCCAAAUCCGUCGAUGACCAAUUGUUAUCCCAUGCCUCAGAAUCAACCAUACAUGCAUCCGUAUGCCCAACAUCCGAUGCAACCAUAUGCAAUGCCAUAUUCAAUGCCAUUUCCCAUGCAAGUCCAGUUUCCACAACCUCAUCCGAUGUAUGCACCGCAGCAAAUGAUGCCGAAUCAGCCAGCUGUACACGUUCCCGCUGUUACUGCUCCACCAAGCACUGCUGCGCAUUCCACUGUAUCCACCACCACAUUUACCAAGUCCUCGCGACAGGACCCAAAUACGACUCAAUCCGGACGUGUUCAGUUCUACGACCAUAGCAAUAAGUACCACAGAACGUACGAAGCACCAACACAGUCGGUGCAGUGCAAUGAGAAGGAUGUCAGCCAAUUAACCGCUAUGGAUCAUGCUCGCAUCGAGAACCAGCUAAGAGAUCUGCGGGAACAGGAACUGGACAAACUGAGGAAAAUUAGUGACGAUCGUGGUCAAAAGGCUCUUGAACGCGAGCAAGUGCGUCGGGAUUGUGCUGAAUUAACGGAAAAGCUGGAUGCUUUAACGCAACAGCAACCGCAGCUCUUGCCAACUGAUGCUAACAUUAUACCUAGCCAUCGGUUCGCGGAUGCGGCUGCCAGGCGAGAGCAAAAGAUGAACGAUGCAAUGGAAGAAAUGCUGCUUCGACCGGCCAUCAUCACCUGCCCGGAAGUGCGCACCAAACCUACUCCUCCAAACUCAUCGCGCAGCAAAUCCAAAGCUUCUGUGGCAGUUAAUUUGGGCGAACCUCCUGUUCAAAUGGGCCGGGAUAAUCUUGGCAGCACGGAAAGCUGCAGCGCCAUUCUUCUCGACUACGUUAAUGAUCAAAGCAAGCAGCUCAAGUCGGACCUGCAGGCAGAGCAGUCGAACUCACUGAAAUCGAUGAGGCUAAAGAGUUUGCUUGAGCGCAUUGAGAAAAUUCGAGUCCAGCUGUUGGAGGAACUGAAGGCGGGCGAGACAGGUGCAUCAAAGGGUGACAAUGCCCAGGAAUUGAACAAUAUACGUCAGGAGAGAGAUGAUAUUCUAUCCGAGCGAACGAGAACUUUAAACGAACGAGAAUCGGAUUUGCAACAGAAGGAGGCAAUUCUCGAGCAGCGUCUCAGAAAGUUCUACAAGGAGACAAAAAGUGCAAAAUCCAGUGAGAGUGAUAAGCCGAAAUCAACCUCAAAAGACGAUGGGCCAGUUGAGAUCAUUAUUAAGGUGAGGAGCGACGGUACUGUAAAGCAAUAUGUACCGAGAACUAAAUCGAAAGCCAAAUCCAAGCCGUCGGCUAUGGAUAAUGAAAAUGAUGUGCCCCUGGGCUCAACUGAGAGCACACCAAGAGACGAUGCGCCACAGCCGACGGAACAAGAUCACGGAAAGCGGCCAUUCUCACAGGAUCAGCGUCAGAUAUCCAUUGAUUCCAACUCCACCGCCUAUCGCAGUCUGCCGCCAGUCAGUUAUAAAAAUAUGGGCCCAGGAACUUCUUCUGUUCCUUCGGCUCCCGCUUCUGCUCCAUUACAUCCCAUGGUGAUUCAAUAUAUAAAUCGUCUGCUAGGAAUGACGCGCCAAAGUAUAGAUGAAAUGGGUGUGAGUUCCUCAUAUGUGACCACACCCUCAACGUCGGUGAUCAACUCAUUGAGAAACGUAACGCCUUGUCCCGAGCCUGAAUCGGGAAGAACUGAAAGGGAUCAGGAUGAACAUACGGAGAUGAACGAGCAUCGCAUGGAGCGGAUACAAACCUUUAUCGAUGACAAUCGCAGCUUAAUCAAUGACUUGGAAGAUUCAAUACGUUGCCAGCAGCAGCUGCAAAGGGAGCAACAGUCGCAGGAUACAGAGAAAAGUAUGCGCGCCUUCGAUCAAAUAUGGAACAAGCGUUUAGCCAGGAAUCCUGAAGAUUGUCAGCAAACCAACAAAGAUAAAGAGCGCACAAGGCCGACUCCACAAGGAGAUAGGAAAAAUGCUGCAACUCCAAAAGAAAGCGGCAAAAGGGAGCGGCAGCAGCAAUCAAACGGUGCAGUGCAGCAAAAGAAUGGCGGGGGGGUAUCCUCAAGCUUGCCUGCCGAUAAAAGCGCAAACCGCUCUGCACCCGAAAAAUCGAAAUCCCAAUCUACCAGUGAGGCGUCAUCUGCCCGAAACAUGGAGCGUUAUGCACAGCUCACGGAGAACUGCACCCAGCGGAUUGCCGAACUGACGGAGCUAAUCACGAAAGUGCGCGAGGAGAAGCAGCGACUUGUGGAGGUCACCCUCACAUCGAACAGCGAUGGCGAGCGGCAGUCUACUGAGUAUCUUGAGCUUCCAACUGGACAACAGCAAACCAGAUGCCGGACAAUGUCCGAUCGCAGCGAUUCUCAAACGCCUUCGACCUCGGAAGCCUUGGCGCUGCAGAGGCACAAGCCGACAGCAGCCAGCAGGGAUAGUGGCAUUGCGGACUCGCGUCCAAUUACGGCCCAGGGCCAGGUUUGUAUCGAUGCGGAACCCAUCUCCCUCGGCUCCUCAACGCAGAACAAUACAGCGCGCGGCCGAGUAAGGGCACCUCCGGCCACGAUUCGUCGGUAUAGUCCUCAACUAAACGCCGAGGAUCUGGCGCACGAGCUGUCGACCAUUACUGAAGUGGAAACGCCGGGACAAUCACAUAUUGUGGCCGCCACACCGGUGCCCAAACCAUUCCCUAGUUUCGAUCAGUAUGCCAAGGAACUGCAGUUGGAUCUGUCGCGGUUGGAUGCUGAUCAGAGCCAACGGCUGCAGUUCGAAUUCAAUGAGUUAAUACACGCGAUCAGGCAGCACAAUCAAGGAACUGACUACCGUGAGUUCCCUAGCAUUAAUGCCUAUCUUCAUAACAUGACUAGCACCCGAAUUCAUGUGGAGAUAGGUCAGGAUGCAGAUCAGGCCACUCUGUCCCCGGGUGAACUGAUGCGACAGCUGCGUGUGGUCACUCAUACGAUCCAAGACUUUCCCAAGCGCAGGGAAUACUUUGAAAAAAUGUUGGCCAAUCAACCAGCCGAUCAGAGGGAUCUAAUAGACAGUGCUAGUUUAGGGAAUGAUUCCUCGGAUUCAUUUAACGUUGAGGAAGAACUCCGCCAGCGGAAAAUUCUGAAGAACUCAUUUCGUCGAGGCAACGCAACUGACAUCACAUUGACGGGUCAGGAGGUGGCUAGCAGUACGCGGCGGGAAAGCGUCGCCCCGGUGACCAACGAUCAGCCCAACGAGAGUGGCAUAGAUCCCCUCUCCGGCAGCAACUUUUCCAGCGACGCGGAUCGGAGAAGUCAGUGCUGGCAUGCCACAAUGCAUCAGAGGCAACAGCAGGUGGAUGAGUUGUGCAGCAGUACCACAGCCUCGUCGCCAGAACGGCGGCCACGAAGGUCUCGGCUACGUGGAGGCCAAGAGUGCAACAACAGGUCUAAGGACGAUUCCACAGUGCAGGAUGCAAGCCAGAUAGGAAGAUCCCUUAAUCUGAGGGAAUUCCUUACGAGAGAGCUCCUCAAACAUCGAGUGCACGACGACGUUAUCAGUGAUAGUUCAGAUGACUCCUUAAGGGGACACUUUCUGAAGUCGGUCCUGCAUUCGCUCUCGCCCAGCAACAACACGCAAACACCAGGAGUGGGUGUAAGCCAUGCCACCGGAGCAACCAACGACCGACAAAAGACAUCCACACCAGUGGGAUCGUUCCUCUCCAUUCCAGAGAAGGCCGGGUCCAUGAGCAGCACUGGCUCCCAACUGUUCUCAGGGGAGAGUCGCAUCUCCCUGGUAAACUAUCCAGAUGGAACUCCACCCAUUCCUUUUGAACAACAAAGCAAACUUAGUACAAAUCAAACUCGCCAAUCCUCAGGUCAAAUAGGAUCAGGUGUCAGGACAUCGCAUCGAAAGUCGCCUCGAAAAUGAUCGCCGAACUUUUAAUCAAUUUGUUUAGGUUUUAAAUUAUAUUAUCAAUUUUAUGACAAUUAUUUAUAUUUUACUAACUUUGUAAUUGUGUGUCCAAAAGUGACUAUCGAAAAAGAUUGUAUACAAUUUGCUCAAUAUGUUAAAUGUACAAUUUUAUAACCAAUUUGUGUGAAACUUAUUUAUAUUUUAAUAAACUCGACGAAUAUUUAUUAAA
Drosophila simulans is the source of this 5543-nucleotide messenger RNA. RefSeq lists its product as uncharacterized. The transcript has 4 exons. Lineage: Eukaryota; Metazoa; Arthropoda; Insecta; Diptera; Drosophilidae. The record is from RefSeq and is a predicted model, not a curated record. The coding region runs from base 164 to 5329 and encodes 1721 amino acids.